AUGUCAGCCGAUGAUUCUCAAUUGCCGGCACUCCCACUGCCGCUGGAUGAGCAGCUGGAGGAGAAAGAACGCAAGAUUCGGCAAAUUUUGGCCUACAAGGGCAGAUCAACGGCGUUGAUCCACAACAUCAAACAGUUGCAGCAGUUGAACACCAAGUAUGAGAACGACCUAGUCUACAUCCAGGAUUAUAUCAGCAAACUACUCAAAUGA
This is a messenger RNA of Lodderomyces beijingensis, 210 nucleotides long. The record is from the annotation of a GenBank genome assembly. NCBI's taxonomy places the organism in Eukaryota, Fungi, Ascomycota, Pichiomycetes, Serinales, Debaryomycetaceae.